Molecule: messenger RNA, 1810 nt
Organism: Condylostylus longicornis
Lineage: Eukaryota; Metazoa; Arthropoda; Insecta; Diptera; Dolichopodidae
Product: secretion-regulating guanine nucleotide exchange factor
Exons: 4
Coding region: 363-1490 (375 amino acids)
Source: RefSeq, a predicted model, not a curated record
AUGUGUUUAUUUUUUCUUCUUUAGUUUUUAUUUCUUCAAAAUGUGUUUUAAAUUUUGACUUGCGCUAAAAAAAAUUCUAUAAAAAAUUAAGUUUAAUCUAUACUAUACGGAAAUUAAAUUCUGAAUUCAUAAUUUUCUUAACCUUCACGUGAUUUUAUAUUUCAUUCAUAAACGGUUGGACUUUUUCUAAAAAAUUUUCAGUGUCAAGUUUAAUGUCGAGGAUAAAGGAUCAUAAAGAGGAAAAUUUAAUAAAAGUGAAUAUUAAAGUUUUAUAAAGUUCUUUUGAAGGAAAAUUUAUAACAUUCAUCAGGUGUUUUUAUUAUUGUGGUGGUCUAGUCAGAUUUAAAAGAACGACCUUGGCAAUGGCGGUUUUCUCAUGGGGUGCAAAUUCUCACGGUCAAUUAGGAUUAGGAUAUGAAAGUGAAUUAUGUAUGACACCACAAAAUCUUGACCAGAAAUCUCUACAAUUUAACCCGAAUAAUAUACGUUCAAUAAAAGGUGGUGGUGGUCAUAUUUUAGUUUUAGACAAUUUUGGUCAAGUAUUUUCAUGUGGCUGGAAUAAUCGUGGUCAAUUAGGUCUAGGAAAUUUACUUGAUACUAGUGAACAUUGUAAUAAAUUUACUCAAAUACCAAAUGAAUUUUUCAAUGAUAGUAAAGUACAUAAAAUUGCUUGUGGAUGGGAUAUAUCUGGAGUAAUUACAUUAGAAAAAAAUGUUUAUGUAUGGGGAUCGAAUUCAUUUCAACAGUUAGGAAUAUGUUCACGUAUGUCUUCAAUAACAAGACCAUUAAAAUUAACAUUGCCUCGAGAUGAUGAAAUACCAAAAAAAAUUACAUUUGGUUUAAGACAUUGUUGUAUAUUAACUGAGGAUAAUAAAAUUUAUAUAUAUGGACGUAUAAGAAUAUCAGAGCCAUAUGCACCAGGAUUAAAUAUUUCACGUAUUCCAUUUAAUAAAACUGAAAUUAUAAAAGUUCAAACUGAAAUGAAAAUUAAUUCUAUAGCAAGCGGACAAAAUCAUGUUAUAAUUACUGUUGAAAAUCGUACUAGAAUUAUUGGUCUAGGUGAUAAUAAAUAUGGUCAGAUUAACAGUUUUGAUUUUGAUAAUCGUAUUAAAUUGGCUACAUGUGGUUGGACACAUAACGCUAUUUUGACGAAUAAUAACGAGAUUUUUCUUUGGGGCAGAAACACUUAUGGACAAAUUGGUAGCAAUAACUCGUUAAAAGAAGCAUAUCAUACACCAAAUAAAUUAAAUAUUCCGGAUGAAUUUGGUGUUCCAGAAAAAUUAUAUUUAGGGUCUGAACAUGGGUUAAUUGUUACUUCAUUAGGAAAAGUUUUAACGUGGGGUUGGAAUGAACAUGGAAAUUGUGGCAAUGGUACCACUGAAAAUUUGUUGUCACCUACUUUUAUAGAAUUACCUUCACCUUGUAAGGUGGCAGGAACUGGUGCAGGUUUUUGUUUUGUUAUUUGUGAGGACAUAACAGACAUCAAAUAAGGUUCAAGGAAAAAAAAAAAGAGUGUAACAAAAGAAAAUUAAAAUUUCGAUUUUCUUGCUUAUUGUUAAAAGAAUAGUGCAAAAAAACCGGAAAAAUUCGUAGCAAAUUUAACACGCAUAAGAUUCAACAAAUUUCUAUAAAUCAAAGUUAACAUGCAAAACCAAAAGACUGUGAAAACGGAUGUUGACACAACACGUUUGUUUUUAAAUAUUACUGCUCAUUUUGUGUUUUCAUAUUUAUUUUUUUUUUUAAGUUUUUAUGCUGUUUUAAUAAAAAUUGUAAUUAAUUGCUAAAGUGAGAAAUAAAUAUUAAUGCCGCU